Messenger RNA from Perognathus longimembris pacificus (Pacific pocket mouse), 1104 nucleotides. It is a transcript of the gene Cylc2, whose product is annotated as cylicin 2. NCBI's taxonomy places the organism in Eukaryota, Metazoa, Chordata, Mammalia, Rodentia, Heteromyidae. Gene Ontology annotation, molecular function: structural constituent of cytoskeleton. Gene Ontology annotation, cellular component: nucleus. The transcript has 4 exons. The record is from RefSeq and is a predicted model, not a curated record. Bases 1 to 1104 code for a protein of 367 amino acids.
AUGUCUGUACCAAGAUUCCAAAAAGUAAGCUUUGGAUCAUAUGAUAAUUAUAUCCCAGUCAGUGAAUUAAGUAAGAAAUCAUGGAAUCAACAACAUUUUGCUUUGGCAUUUCCCAAACCACCUCGCCCAGGAAAGAAAAGGAGAUCAAUACCUUCCCAACAAAGUGAUGUUCCUGCUCCUAUAAUUGAUGAAGGAAGAAUGGGAAUUCAUAGACCACCCUUAUGGAUGCACCGUUCUUUGAUGAGAAUUUCUGAAAGGCCAUCUGUUUAUUUAGCUGCCAGGCGGAAGCCUUCCCCGAAAGUAUCUCAGUCCUCCAUGGGUGAUUCUAAAGAAACAGUUGCAAAAAAACCUUCAUCUCCAUCACUGAGUAAGAAAGUCCAGAAAGGUAAAUCAGAUUCCGAAUCAGAGUACAAAGUUAAGUCAGCAGAACCAAAAAAGGGCAAAGACUCAACCACAGGAUCUGAAGAUGAGAAGGCUACCUUAAAGAAGGGCUCCAGGAAAGAUAAAAAGGAUGCAAAGAGCAAAGACUCAACAGCAUCUGAAGAUGAGAAGGCUGACUUAAAGAAGGGCUUCAAGAAAGAUAAAAAGGAUGCAAAGGGCAAAGACUCAACCACAGCAUCUGAAGAUAACAAGGCUCUCUCGAAGAAGGGCGCCAAGAAAGGAGAAAAGGAUGCAAAGGGCAAAGACUCAACCACAGCAUCUGAAGAUGAUAAGGCUCUCUCAAGGAAGGGAUCCAAGAAAGGAAAAAAGGAUAAGAAGGGCAAAGACUCAACUACAGCAUCUGAAGAUGACAAGGCUUCCUCAAAGAAGGGCACCCAGAAAAAUGGUAAAGCUGGGAAGAAAAACAAAAAAGGAAAUACAGAUUCUGAAGGUGAAAAAGGAGGUGAUACAAAAAAGGGUAAGAAAGAUUUAAAAAAGGACAAAAAGAAUAAAAAGGAUGAAAAGAAGGGAAGUAGUGCAGACAGUGAGUCAAAGGAUGACAUCAAGAAAGACGUAAAGAAAGAAAACAAGAAAGCUAACAAGAAAGAAGGCAAGAAAGGCGCGAAGAAAGAGAGUGACACGGAAUCGGCUGAGUCAAAGAAGGGUGGAAAGAAGGGCAAAUAA